Molecule: messenger RNA, 1127 nt
Organism: Papilio machaon (common yellow swallowtail)
Lineage: Eukaryota; Metazoa; Arthropoda; Insecta; Lepidoptera; Papilionidae
Product: probable uridine nucleosidase 2
Exons: 8
Coding region: 135-1127 (330 amino acids)
Molecular function (GO): hydrolase activity, hydrolyzing N-glycosyl compounds
Source: RefSeq, a predicted model, not a curated record
UGAAUACUCCAUAAGACCAGAUGCGAUGAAAUUCAAAUGAAUAGAUAGUUUAGUUCGUUAUUUAGUAUACGUAUCGUAGCGUCUAACAGUGGAAGUGGCGAUCGCUUAUCAGUGAUAACAAGAAUUGUGUCAGUAUGAUUAAAGUAUUUUUAUGUAUGUUAUUGUUUAUGACAUACGUAUUUACUGAUAGAGGAAGACCCAAACCGAAGAUAAUUAUUGAUAAUGACGCUGGCGGAGAUGACGCGAUGGCUAUAUUCCUUGCCUUACUAUACGAAAAACAUUUUGACGGACCAAAGCUGAUCGGCUUAACAACUGGCAAUGGUAACACAAAUUUGGAAAACGUUUGCAGAAAUAAUCAAAGAAUACUAAAAGCAGCAAAAAGACAAGAUGUUCCGAUUUACAGAGGAUCCCACGCAUCUCUUGUGGUGACACCUUCCGUUACAGACUAUUAUGGGAAAGAUGGUUUAGGAGACUGUGGACUGUAUAUGUCGGGCUUAGCACCACUGAAGGAGCAAAGUGCUGUCACAGCACUCAUUGAACUAUCAAAGAUCCAUGAAGGUAAUUUGAUAGUAGUAACAUUAGGAACUUUAACCAAUGUGGCACUAGCAAUCAAAUUGGAUCCCGAUUUCUUGGGUCGAUUAAAACAAUUGUAUGUCGCAGCCGGACAUAUACAAAAUGAAGAGAAUCCUGACCCAGAAUUCAACGCAAGUAUGGAUAUAGAAGCGUACCACAUCGUCACCCAAUACGCUACACCUGAUAAAGUGACCAUAUUUCCAUUCUCACAAGUGAAAAGUUGCCUGAACUUCACACGAAAUUGGAGGUUGGAAUCAUUGGGUAAAAUUAAUACAGAUAUAAUGCGUGCACAAAAUCUAUUUGAAAAAAUAGCUAUAGACAAAAAUGAGGAGUGGCAGGCAUUGGACCCAGCGGCAGUUGCGGUUGUUAUUAAUGAAGAUUUAGUUGAUGAAUAUAAAUAUUCAAAGAAUAGUAUUAUUACUUGCGGUGAACAAAGAGGAAUAAACACUAAUCAUUUCGUUGCAAAGGAAGAUGCAAACGUCAAGCUAAUAUAUUCAGUAAAACGAGAAGAAUAUAAAGAAUUUUUAUUGAAUGUGUUUUCAAAAGACGCAUAA